AUGGGUAUAAAGGGUUUAACGAAGCUGUUGGCGGACAAUGCCCCAAAGGCCAUGAAAGAGCAGAAAUUCGAGAGCUACUUUGGCCGAAAGAUUGCCAUUGAUGCUAGCAUGAGCAUCUACCAGUUUCUUAUUGUUGUGGGAAGAAGUGGGACUGAGAUGCUCACUAAUGAGGCUGGUGAAGUUACUAGUCAUCUGCAAGGCAUGUUUUCCCGGACCAUUAGGCUUCUGGAAGCUGGAAUUAAGCCACUCUAUGUUUUUGACGGGAAGCCUCCAGAUUUGAAGAAACAAGAGCUGGCAAAACGUUACUCAAAGAGAGCAGAUGCUACUGAAGAUUUGGCAGCAGCAGUGGAGGUUGGCAAUAAGGAAGACAUUGAGAAGUAUAGUAAACGGACAGUAAAGGUGACAAAGCAGCACAAUGACGACUGCAAAAGACUUCUAAGGCUCAUGGGUGUGCCUGUAAUUGAGGCUCCCUCAGAAGCAGAAGCACAGUGCGCUGCACUUUGCAAAUCAGGAAAGGUUUAUGCUGUGGCCUCUGAAGACAUGGAUUCCCUAACAUUUGGAGCUCCUAGGUUUCUUCGUCAUUUAAUGGAUCCUAGCUCAAGAAAAAUCCCAGUCAUGGAAUUCGAAGUUGCCAAGGUUUUGGAGGAGCUAAAUCUAACUAUGGAUCAAUUCAUUGACUUGUGCAUUCUUUCCGGCUGCGAUUAUUGUGACAGUAUCCGAGGGAUUGGAGGACAGACAGCUUUGAAGCUCAUCCGUCAACAUGGCUCCAUAGAGAAUAUACUGGAGAACAUAAACAAAGAGAGGUACCAAAUACCAGAGGAUUGGCCAUAUCAAGAGGCUCGGAGGCUUUUUAAGGAACCAGUUGCUUUAAGUGAUGAAGAGCAACUUGAGAUUAAAUGGAGUGCUCCAGAUGAAGAAGGACUGAUUUCCUUUCUGGUGAAUGAAAAUGGAUUCAACAGUGACAGAGUGACAAAGGCAAUAGAAAAAAUUAAAGCAGCCAAGAACAAGUCGUCACAGGGCAGACUAGAAUCCUUUUUCAAACCAACUGCUAACCCAUCUGUACCCAUUAAACGGAAGGAAACACCACAGAACACUGCCAAAGAACCUGCUAACAAAAAGCCAAAAGCUGGUGGUGGUAGAAAGAAGAAAUAG
This is a messenger RNA of Prunus armeniaca (apricot), 1152 nucleotides long. The record is from the annotation of a GenBank genome assembly. Lineage: Eukaryota; Viridiplantae; Streptophyta; Magnoliopsida; Rosales; Rosaceae.